Bactrocera dorsalis (oriental fruit fly) is the source of this 2112-nucleotide messenger RNA. RefSeq names its product RNA polymerase II elongation factor Ell. Gene Ontology annotation, cellular component: transcription elongation factor complex. Gene Ontology annotation, biological process: positive regulation of transcription elongation by RNA polymerase II; snRNA transcription by RNA polymerase II; transcription elongation by RNA polymerase II. Lineage: Eukaryota; Metazoa; Arthropoda; Insecta; Diptera; Tephritidae. Bases 1 to 2112 code for a protein of 703 amino acids. Gene Ontology annotation, molecular function: cis-regulatory region sequence-specific DNA binding. The record is from RefSeq and is a predicted model, not a curated record. The transcript has a single exon.
AUGGAAGAUUUAUUCGAUUUCCUAACUCAAUCCGCAUUUCAAGAAAUCAAAGAGCACAACCAGACAACGAACACUAAACAUGUUCCAAAAGCUCAUUCAACGAAUGGAAAGCUACGCGAUCUAUCCAGUCUUAAAUUACGCGAACGCCUCAUUCACUUGUUGGCACUGAAGCCUUUCACUCAGCGUGAACUAAAUGCGCGUCUACAAAAAGAUGGCAUACGUAAACCCGAAAAAUCUUUAAUUGGAAAUGUUCUGGCGGAAAUUGCUCAACUAAGCAGCGACGAGUACUCUUUGAAGCGCUGUAUGUGGAACGAAGUGAAAAUAAAUUGGUCUUAUUACACGGAACAGGAACGGCAGCAGUUGAAGUUACGUUUGACACCGAAUCUAUCAAACCCAACCAAUUCAAACGAACACACCUCAACUUUCAAUCAGAUCUCUCCUCCAAUAAUUAGCGCCGCUCAACCAAUUCAAGGAGAAACCGCCAUCGAAAUCUGUGGAAAGCGUCCUUGUUUGGAGUACGAAGAGCCCCAGAUUAAGAAGAAACGUCGUAUUAGUACUAAGAACAUUGGCAACAAAAACCCAUGUAAAGGGGCACAACCAGAUCAUAAGCAGGUCCCACUCAAAGAACCAACUCUGCAAAAAAUCCAAAAAGUAUCAGGUGAUGGUACUCACAAGAAGAACUCACAAAAGGAACCGAUUGCCAAGCCAACUUCCGUAGUAGCAGUUUCUGAUAUCUGCAAAAGUAAUCAACGCCAGGAAUCAGUUCCAGAAAUUUCCAAUUUUUCAUGUCUCAAUACUACUGAGAAUAACCAGCAUCGGAAACCAGUUAUCCAAACAAACUCCGUAGUACCCGGUAGAAGUACUUACAAGACUAGCCAAAAUCAGAAACAUCCAGGAACUUCUGAGAACGGCCAGCAUCUAGAACCAGCUCUACUUUUAAACAAAAAAGUAUCAAAUAAAAGUACUCUCAAGAAGAGCUCACAAAAGGAACCAGUUAUCAAGAAAGCUUCUGAAGGAGCAGGUACUGAUAUCUACAAAAAUAACAAUCGCCAGGAAUCAGUUCCAGAGGUUGCUUCUAAAUUUUCAAGUGUCGAUACCAUUGAAAAUAAACAACAUCGGAAAACGUACGCCGUGGUAUCCGGUAACGAUGCAUACAGGAGUCACGAGAAACCAGCAGGAGCAUCCGAAAAGAGGAUGAUUCUAGAAUCAGAUCUACAGUCUAACAACAAAGAAUCAGGCACGCAAAAAGAGCCCGUUGUCAAGACAGCUUCUGCAGUAGCAGUUGCUGAUAUCUAUAAAAAUAAGCAGCGCCAGGAAUCAGCUCCAGAGAUUGCUUCCACAUUUUCAUGUGUCGAUAAAAUUGAGAAUAGCCAACAUCGGAAAACAGUACCCGGAAACGAUAUUCACAAGAAUUUCCAACACCAGAGACCAUUAGGAAUAUCCGAGAAGCGGAAUAAUCCAGAAUCAGCUCUACGGAUAAACAACAAAGUGUCAGAUAUUCACAAGAAGAGCACGCAAAAGCAACCAGUUGUCAACGUAGCUUCUGAAAUAUCGGCUAUUGAUGCCCAUAAAGAUUACAACAGCCUGGAAGCAGUUCCAGAGGUGGCUUUAAAAGUUUCAGUUAACGGAACUAAUGAUCAACACAAGAAACAAAUUCUUCAAACAAUCUUCAAGAGGCCGGCAGUUGAGUAUCGUGUUAUUGACGAAGGCAAUACUGAAGCGUCGAGCUACGACUUUAGUAGUUACCCGACUAUCCGAAGCAUUGAACAGCGCCGUCAAUACAAAUACGAUUUUGAGCGCGUUUACAAAGAGUACUUUCCACUACGACAGCGUGUCGAAGAAGCGCAGAACAUUUUACAUAUUCUGCCUGAGCAGUUACGAAAUGUGCCCGAAGGAUCUGCGGAAUGCGAGCGUAUCACGAAUCAAAUUUUUGCCGUAACUGAGCGACUCAAUACUAAGGAAGAGAUUGGGCUCAAGCGACGUUUUGAUUAUUUGGAGGCGAAGUUGAUCCAUAUCAGACAGCGCGUGGAUGAUUUUGACCAACAAAUGCUGGAGGAAAGAGCAGGACAGGCUGCGGUUGCCCCGACAAUGUUUCAACAACACCAACGAUAA